Molecule: messenger RNA, 751 nt
Organism: Drosophila ficusphila
Lineage: Eukaryota; Metazoa; Arthropoda; Insecta; Diptera; Drosophilidae
Exons: 2
Coding region: 134-637 (167 amino acids)
Source: RefSeq, a predicted model, not a curated record
CGUAAACAAAACGAAAGCUGUUUAUUACAGUCCAGUUGAAAUAUUGGUUUAUUCCCUAUUUAAAAAGGAGUGUUAGGGGAAUUAAGUCAUAUUCGGGUCUGACAAGCAAGUGUUGCCUUGUUAAAAAUCUACGAUGACAACCAACGCUGUUCAAAACAAAAAAUCAGAAACUGAUUACGACCUCGAGGAGGAAAUCGACAACCACUUGAGGCGAAUUUUUUAUAUCAAACCAAAAGGUGAUUCCCCAAAAUGCAAUCCCUACAUAGUGGAGUUCUUUGGCGUGCUCAGUUUAACUGAUCUGCGAGCUCCAGAACGUAAGCUUUGGGUUAUAUAUUACUGCAAACAGCCGGAUCUGGACAAAACCGUCGACGAGAUCCACCAAAAAUACGGAAAGAAGAAUAUGUUCGAUCUAUAUCGCACACCAGUUUUCAGCGGAGCUGCACUUCGCGCAAGUGUAAAGAAACACUUUGCUGGUCUUAAGUGGUUCACCAAAGAAAAUCUUUUGGAAGCUCCCCCCAAGAGCUUCUUUAAUGACGAGAGAGUAGUCAAAACCAUAACAGAUCUGCAUCACCUGGAACAGCAGAGACUGUAUAACUAUGUGAUGGUAAAGAAUAUGUGGUUUCAGAGAUAUCAUUAACUCCUAGUUUUUACCUAACUCUGUGAUUAAGGUUUUACUUGCCUAAAACAAAAGAAGCCUUUAGGAUUCCUGCUUUUUGUAAGAAAAAUAAAGUUUUGAUAAGAAAUAUCAAAA